Messenger RNA from Plasmopara halstedii, 1322 nucleotides. RefSeq lists its product as uncharacterized. Lineage: Eukaryota; Oomycota; Peronosporomycetes; Peronosporales; Peronosporaceae. The record is from RefSeq and is a predicted model, not a curated record. The transcript has a single exon. The coding region runs from base 820 to 1053 and encodes 77 amino acids.
GGUCAAUCAUCGAUCCUCGAUGAUAUACUGCAAUCAACGAGUGCGAAACGACGCGCUCGAUGCAUUCGUCGAAUAUACUGAUGAUCGUUAUAUCCAUAGGUGGGCGGAAAAAGCAACGUCUCCAACAUCCAACGAGAUAGUGUAUCGGCCAAAUGCACCACUGGAUAUUGAUGGCGAUGGUCAUGAUGACAUCGACCGGUGUGAGAAAGAUUUCAUACCACAGGCUUCUGUCUUUCGGCAAUUCCCACGGUAUCGCAUCGUAAAAUGACAUCCCGAUACUCGUGUUUGUUGUCGUACGCGGGAAUUAUUCAUCAACCCCCCCCAGGACUGAGUAUAGAAGCGCUCGCUUUAGAUCAAGUCAUCAAGCCAGACUCAUCUAGUGUCGAGCUGAAAUGGAUGUCUUGCGGGACGAUAUCCAUCAUCCUUAUGUUGGUCACGGAUCUGCCAUCCGUGGCGAGGAAACAUACUCACGUGAAUUUGCCCCACUGCUGAUCGCGUCGUAACCUUGAUUGAUAUAUCAGUGGUAGAUAAUGACUUUGCUAGGAUCUCUGAGGAGGCGAUGAAAAUAUGAGAGUGGCAGUACGCACAACCUUGUCAGCAUUUACUAAAUUAUUGACUUUCUUGGUGUCCUCGGGGAUCUGCUAUACCUGAGCAAUUCGACCGAUCAGCGCAUGCUGCCCAUCUGCUGUAGCUGCAUCGCUGUGCUCACUCAGCGAUAGCUCCUUGGCAUUGUGGUGUGAUCCAGCUAUCAUAAACUAGUAGUUAUAUACACUUGUGGCCUUGUGCGUGCAAGUGUAGACUUGGACACACUCUGCCUCGAUGUGUAUGAAGCAAAAUCCUCGACAUCACUCGAUUUUACCGAGUGAUGAUCGCGGUCGCAAGUUGCGUUCGGCUCAGUUAAACGUGAGUCUUACCUAUACACACUCGACGCCAAGUUCGGACAUGAGUCUUGAUUUAGGACGACGUAGGUCUCACAUUCAAGCCGUGUACGUUUUGUCUGUACAUGCUUAUUCUCAUUCAUUCCUCAAGUAUCCCCACUUCGUAAUCGCUUGAAGGCAUUACAGGAGAUUUCUCUCCUCUGCUAGUGUAUGUUUCGUACUAGUGUCCGUUACCGGUACAGUGGUCCUACCAAUCGGCAAACUCGUCAAAUUGUGGUUGAUGCAGCUUCCUCACGCAUUGAAUGAGCAAGCGACGGUCUGCUUGAUGGUGAAACGGUUUGCGUUGGCAUCGGUUAGGAUAUUUUUGCAUGGUUUGCUGCUUCCAUAUAUGGCUUCGAGUCCAAUUUUAGUACGAAAAAAUCUUCAUCGAGUUUAUUGUCGACA